Molecule: messenger RNA, 900 nt
Organism: Brugia pahangi
Lineage: Eukaryota; Metazoa; Nematoda; Chromadorea; Rhabditida; Onchocercidae
Source: the annotation of a GenBank genome assembly
AUGUCAAAUGCGAAAAGAGGAGAAAUGAGUACCACAGAUGUCGAUGUAAAUGCUAGGAUCUUACCGGCUAUUGAAAGUGAAGAAGAAAGCAGCGAUUCCGAUAGAGAGUUACAAAUCGCAUUCGAUGAAGGUCUGCUGAAGACUGACAAGCUGAAUUAUAUUGUGGAAAAAAAGAGACCGAUAAUAAAUAAAAAAGCUGAGUUGGAAGAUAAAAUUAAAAAACUGGCGAUGAAUUUGGCAUGGUUAGAAACGCUAGAUGUGGAAGUAAAUAAUGACCAUCUCAAUGAGAAAGUACUCAGUGACGAUUUCGAACGUGAGAUAAUUUUUUACAAGCAGGCUGAAAAAGCAGCACAAAUAGCAAUAUCGCGACUGCGGGAAAUGGGUGUAAGGAUUUUUCGACCGACAGAUUAUUAUGCCGAAAUGGUAAAAAGUGAUCAACAUAUGCAGAAGAUAAGGCAGCGUAUGGCAGAAAUUGAAGAAAGUAAACAAAAACUGGAAGCAAUUCGUAGAAUUCGUGAGGAAAAAAAGUUUGCAGCUAAGGUGCAAAAGAAGGUAAUAGAAAGAAAACAGAGUGAAAAAAAGAUUUUGGCAGAAGCAGUGAAGAAACAUCGAAAGGGCGUAAAGUCGCAUCUGGAUGCCAUGCUAAAUAAUACAAGAAGAAUACAGGAUACUGAGGUUGGAAUAAAGAGGUCAGAGAAAGGAAGAAUGCGCGAAAAGAGAUUUCGUCGAAUAGCCCGUGAUAAAAAGUUCGGCUUCGGCGGACAAAAAAAGAGAUCUAAGAAAAAUAAUAAAAAUAGUUUUGAAGAAUUUGCGACACCUGGGAGUCUAGCUCGUAGGCUCAAAGGACAUCAUUUUGGCGCACAUGUGUUGAAAAGUCAUGCAAAGGCGAGAAAAAGAUGA